UAUGAGAUAGCCGGUUAUCCAGCCAAUCACAAUGCGGCAGGUAGACUAACAGCCAAUCACAAAACAGCGUUGCUCCCAAGCCGUUCUGGUUGCUAAGGGGAAGUGACGAGACCUCCGCCAAUCACUUACUGAGAUCCCGUGUAGUGUGCGGGCUAUAGGCCUGAGUGUGAUCCGGGGGAGUCUCCGCUGUGACACCAGGUAGAGGCGACGCAACAUGAAUCUGCCUGCUGUGAGACCAGAUUUAACAGUUGACAAAACAAAAAAGAAGAAGAGAAGAGAGCUGACCGAGGAACAGAAGCAAGAAAUUAAAGAUGCAUUUGAUCUGUUUGAUACAGACAAAGACAAAGCCAUAGAUUACCAUGAGUUAAAGGUGGCCAUGAGAGCUUUGGGGUUUGACAUAAAGAAAGCAGAUGUUCUAAAAAUCCUAAAAGAUUAUGACAGUGAAGCAACAGGGAAAAUUAGUUUUGAUCACUUUAAUGAAGUUGUGACCGAUUUGAUAUUGGACCGUGAUCCGCAAGAAGAGAUGCUCAAAGCGUUUAAACUGUUUGAUGAUGAUGAUUCCGGCAAAAUAAACUUGAGGAAUCUCCGUCGAGUCGCUCGGGAACUUGGGGAAAACAUGACAGAUGAAGAACUGCGAGCUAUGAUUGAGGAGUUUGACAAAGAUGGUGAUGGCGAGAUAAAUCAAGAAGAAUUUAUUUCCAUAAUGACUGAGGACAUUUAACUAGGAAGUGAAACCUGUAUCUGCAUGAGAAACGUGUCCUCUGUACCAUUGCCCCCAGCAGGAGUCCUCUGUACCAUUGCCCCCAGCAGGAGUCCUCUGUACCAUUGCCCCCAGCAGGAGUCCUCUGUACCAUUGCCCCCAGCAGGAGUCCUCUGUACCAUUGCCCCCAGCAGGAGUCCUCUGUACCAUUGCCCCUCGCAGGAGUCCUCUGUACCAUUGCCCCCCGCAGGAGUCCUCUGUACCAUUGCCCCCCGCAGGAGUCCUCUGUACCAUUGACCCCAGCAGGACUCCUCUCUACCAUUUUCAUUAAGGACCAGCUUCCAUGCUAAAGUCAGUGUUUUGUAGAACAUUUGUUAUAUAGGAAUUUUCUCAAUUUUGUGUAUAAUUUUAUUUGUAUAAUAUUUUGGGGUUUUUUUUUAUACAGCUGUGUAAUUAAAUCUUAAAGUACUUUGUAAAAUUGAA
This is a messenger RNA of Pseudophryne corroboree (corroboree frog), 1183 nucleotides long. It is a transcript of the gene CETN3, whose product is annotated as centrin 3. The record is from RefSeq and is a predicted model, not a curated record. Gene Ontology annotation, cellular component: microtubule organizing center. Gene Ontology annotation, biological process: spindle pole body duplication. Bases 215 to 721 code for a protein of 168 amino acids. The transcript has 5 exons. Lineage: Eukaryota; Metazoa; Chordata; Amphibia; Anura; Myobatrachidae. Gene Ontology annotation, molecular function: microtubule binding; calcium ion binding.